Messenger RNA from Nymphaea colorata (pocket water lily), 3718 nucleotides. RefSeq lists its product as uncharacterized. Lineage: Eukaryota; Viridiplantae; Streptophyta; Magnoliopsida; Nymphaeales; Nymphaeaceae. The record is from RefSeq and is a predicted model, not a curated record. Bases 567 to 3590 code for a protein of 1007 amino acids. The transcript is spliced from 16 exons.
CCUCUGAGCCGAAUCGAUCAAGGAGCUGCAUGGUUUGUUUAGGACCGCCGCUAGAUGUACCCAAUAAAACCAACAAAAAGGCCUCUUUGGUAUAGGGCGGCAGAUUCGUUGGCUGUUCAACUGAAACCAGAGCUUUUCUUCUCUGCCAAUUUGGUCCACCGUCGCCAGGCCCAUUUGCUUCCACUUCUCUUUGGAUGGGGGAAGGUGGCUGAACCCCAAUCGCCAACUCCAUCGGCACGAUGAUGUCAUCCUGACGCGUCCUCCUCAUGUGAUGUGAAGAAUUGCUGCCCAUCGAAACUUUCUUCUUGUGAGAGAGGGAGAGAGAAUAUGCCAUCCUAGUUCCCUCCCGAAUAACUGAGAUGCUGAAGCCGGUCCCAUGAUCAUUCUCUUUACAAAAACCGAAGCCUCUCUCUCUCUCUCUCUCUCUCUCUGUGCUUUGCGUUUCAGAUAGUUUACCAAGAAAGGAGCACAUGCUUCUAAGUUUACUUUAUGGUGGAUGAUCUCCCUUCCAACAACAGUUCAAGUGUUGGAAGUUGCAUGAGCUGAUUCAAGAAGACAUUAUAUCCAUGAAGCCGCCAAUGGCUCCUUUGUUGGAUACCCUCAAAAUGGAGCGGGUCCGGACAAUUUUGAAUUACAGAUAUCCUUAUCCACAUGAACAUUCACAGCAUGCGAUGAUCGCUGUGUUUGUGGGUUGCCUAUUUUUCAUCUCCUCAGAUAACAUGCAUACACUAAUACAGAAGCUGGACAACAACAUCAAGUGGUGGUCAAUAUACGCAUCUUUAAUUGGAUUCUUUUAUUUCUUUUCAACACCAUUUGUCAGGAAAACUAUUAAGCCGAGUUACUCCAAUUUUAGCCGUUGGUAUGUUGCAUGGAUAGGUAUUGCUGCUCUAUACCAUCUCCCCAGUUUUCAGUCAAUGGGAGUCGAUAUGAGGAUGAACCUCUCUCUCUUUUUAACAAUAUACUUCUCAUCUGUGUUGUUUCUCGUUAUUUUCCACAUCAUUUUUUUGGGCCUAUGGUAUGUUGGACUUGUGGCCCGUGUUGCGGGAAAACGGCCAGAAAUCUUGACAAUAAUCCAAAAUUGUACGGUUAUAAGUAUAGCAUGCUGUGUUUUUUAUAGUCAUUGUGGUAAUAGGGCUCUUCUACGGGAGAAAUCUUUGGGAAGAAAGAACUCUGGCUGGUUUUCUCUUCCCUUUUGGAAGAGCGAAGAGAAACAUACUUGGUUAUCACAGUUUGUGCAUAUGCAUGAAUUGAAAGAUCGAGUUUGUUCAUCAUGGUUUGCACCUGUGGGGUCUGCAAGCGAUUACCCUCUUUUAUCCAAAUGGGUCUUCUACGGAGAGUUAGUCUGCAGUGGUUCCUGCACUGAUCCAUCAGAUGAGAUUUCCCCCAUUUAUUCAUUGUGGGCUACAUUCAUAGGAAUGUACAUUGCUAAUUAUGUAGUGGAGAGAUCAACUGGCUGGGCAUUAACACAUCCCUUGUCGAUGUCAGAAUAUGAAAAGUUGAAGAAACAAAUGAAACCAGAUUUCUUGGAUAUGGUUCCUUGGUACUCUGGGACAUCUACUGAUCUGUUCAAGACAGUUUUUGAUCUCAUGGUAUCUGUAACACUUUUCGUUGGUCGUUUCGAUAUGCGUAUGAUGCAGGCUGCAAUGAGCAAGGUCAAUGACCAAAAAGGAGACCUUUUGUAUGAUCACUUCAGGGAAAAGGAUGACUUCUGGUUUGAUUUCAUGUGUGAUACUGGGGAUGGUGGGAACUCUUCUUAUGCCGUAGCUCGCCUACUUGCACAACCUUCAAUUAAAGCUAAAGGCACUGGUCUUAAGUGUUCUCUACAACGGGGGAAGUUGCUUCUUAUAGGAGGUGAUCUUGCGUAUCCAAAUCCAUCUUCAUUUUCCUAUGAGAGACGUUUCUUUCUCCCUUUUGAGUAUGCUUUGCAACCUCCACCUUGGUACAAGCCCGAGCACAUAGCAGUGAACAAGCCAGAGAUUCCUUGUGGCUUAUCAGAUCUGAAGCAAUAUGAUGGUCCUCAGUGCUUUAUUAUUCCUGGAAACCAUGAUUGGUUCGAUGGAUUACACACUUUCAUGAGGUAUAUAUGUCAUAAAAGCUGGCUAGGUGGAUGGUUUCUACCACAGAAAAAGAGCUAUUUUGCGCUGCAACUUCCUCAUGGCUGGUGGAUUUUUGGCCUCGAUCAAGCUCUCCAUUGUGAUAUUGAUGUCUACCAGUUUAAAUUUUUUGCAGAAUUGAUAAAAAAUGAGGUUGGAGAACACGACUCUGUGAUUGUUGUCACACAUGAACCAAACUGGCUUCUUGAUUGGUACUGGAAAGAGACAAGUGGCAAGAACGUAUCACACUUAAUUUGUGACUAUUUGAAGGGAAGAUGUAAACUUAGAAUGGCAGGGGACUUGCAUCACUAUAUGCGGCAUUCUUUUGUUCCUGGUGAUAAUCCUGUAAACGUUCAACAUCUGCUUGUCAAUGGUUGCGGUGGUGCAUUUUUGCAUCCUACCCAUGUUUUUUCUAAUUUCAAGAAAUUCUGUGGAACCACCUAUGAAUGCAAGGCUGCUUAUCCUUCUUGUGAAGAUUCAAGUAGAAUUGCAUUGGGUAACAUAUUGAAGUUUCGGAGAAAAAACUGGCAAUUUGAUGUCAUUGGCGGCAUUGUUUAUUUUAUAUUGGUGUUUUCCAUGUUUCCACAGUGCAAUCUCGAUCAUAUGUUGCGGGAGGAUACUUGGUCGGGUCACCUUAAGAACUUCUUCAGUAUAAUGUGGCAAUCCUUCACAGACAUGCUGGAGCACUCAUAUGUUUCACCAAUGGGAAUCCUGGCAUUGUUAAUAACUGCUUUUCUAUUUAUUCCUUCCAAAAUGUCAAAAAAGAGGCGUGUUAUUCUUGGGGUUCUCCACGUUUCUGUUCAUGUGACUGCAGCAGUUCUUCUCAUGUUGCUACUGGAACUUGGUAUUGAGACCUGCGUACGCCACCGGCUACUUGGAACAGCAGGUUAUCAUACUUUAUAUGAAUGGUACCGGUCUGUGGAAAACGAGCAUUUCCCCGACCCCACGGGCCUUAGAAGACGGAUGGAAGAGUGGACUUUUGGUUUCUAUCCUGCUUGCAUAAAGUAUUUGAUGUCUGCCUUUGAUGUACCAGAGGUGAUGGCUGUCACCAGAAAUAGCAUCUGUAGGGCUGGAAUGGAGUCCAUAUCCAGAGGUCAGGCAAUUAUAUAUUACUCUUCCAUCUUCCUCUAUUUCUGGGUCUUCUCCACCCCUGUAGUUUCACUCGUAUUUGGAAGCUACUUGUAUUUAUGCAUUAAUUGGCUGCAUAUCCAUUUUGAUGAGGCAUUCUCAUCACUCCGAAUCGCAAAUUACAAGGCCUUCACUCGCUUCCAUAUCACCAAAGAUGGUGAUCUUAACGUUUACACGCUUGCAGUCGACAAGGUACCAAAGGAAUGGGAGCUGGAUCCCCAGUGGGAGAGUGAAUCCAAACAGCCAUUGGCUCAUCACAGGAAGUUUCCAAGCAAAUGGUGUGCACCUGCACCUAACCAAGAUCCAGUUAGCACCGCUCGCAUUGUAGACCACUUUGUGAUAAAAAGAACAUGUUCAAAACCCAUCUAAGGCAAUUUUAUUAGGUCUGACUAGUUUGUAUAUUGUUAGGUGGAAAUUCCUGUAAAACAGUGGAACAGCACCACUUUCUACCAUUGGGGAAAGGAAUUAGAAUCACAAGCUUCUGCUACUGAAUAGCA